UGGACUAAGGAAAUGACUUGUACCCAGUAUAUCUCGAGUCCACAUGCUGUCUUACCCAACCCAGCCUGGAGAAUCAGGUAGUAUUACCAGCCCUCAUAUGUGUCACCCAAUCUGGUAAGAAUACAUUUGUCCGAAGCGAUUUCUACCUAAGUGAGAAUUACUUACAAUGAAAACAUCGCUAACUACAACUCAUCAAAUUAUCUGGAAAACAAAAUGUUAUCCGGAGCACAGAACGAAUUCCGAAGAAACCUCUCAUGUCUGUCAAACCUCCUCACUGCAAGAGAAAACUGGGUCAAAUCAAGGGACGACAGAAGACUCAUAGACUUCAGCAAAGCCUUCGAUAAAGUUCUCCACAAAGGACUACUCAUAUGGCUGGAAAGUCUUGGUAUCAAAAGCAGAUUAGUAAACUGGCUCAGGGAAGUCCUCAUAAAUGGGAGGCAGGGAGUCAGGAUUAACUCGGAACUCUCCUCUUGGACAGCAGUGCGUAGCGGAGUGCCACAAGGCAUACUACUUGGACCUCUCCUAUUUAUUUUGUAUAUCAAUUAGUUAUCUC
Molecule: messenger RNA, 553 nt
Organism: Trichobilharzia regenti
Lineage: Eukaryota; Metazoa; Platyhelminthes; Trematoda; Strigeidida; Schistosomatidae
Source: the annotation of a GenBank genome assembly